AUGGAAGCCUUCUGCAAAACUUUCGAAUUCUCCAGUUUCGACACCGACAAAGGAGAACUGGAGAAAGUGUAUAAAUCUUGGGGUCUAAAUUUCUUCGCGCGCAAGGGAAUCAUGGCAGCCAGCACUCCUCUUUUCCGAAUCAAACAAUCCAGCAAAGACGCGACACAGUACUUCAUAAUCAGCAGGAGCGCCAGAAGCGGUCUGACGUCGUUCCGAAACUGCGAUGGACCUAUGAAGCUAGACGAGGAGUGCACCAUCUCGAGGCGAGACGGGAACCAAUUCAAAGCGACCUUGAAACUCACAGGAGACAACAUUCUAGAACAAACGAUGGUGCAUGAGAAAAACGAGAUCCCGACAAUGGUCAUUACAAGGGAGUUAAUAGAAGACGGCAAACUGAAGUUGACUGAAACAUGCGAAGGAAAUUCGGCCGCUAGAAUCUACGCUCCGGCUGAUCAGGUCGAGUCAAAGGAAGACGAGGAGCUCUGA
This is a messenger RNA of Symsagittifera roscoffensis, 486 nucleotides long. RefSeq lists its product as uncharacterized. The transcript has a single exon. The coding region runs from base 1 to 486 and encodes 161 amino acids. Lineage: Eukaryota; Metazoa; Xenacoelomorpha; Acoela; Convolutidae. The record is from RefSeq and is a predicted model, not a curated record.